GAUAUUCAUGUUUCAAGAAAGGAGUAUAUAUAUUGGGCCUGGCGAAAUUAUGAAGCCUCACUGUCCGAGACCAAAUGUAUCCGACACCGAGCCAGUCAAUAUGUGGUCUCAAGACUGAGUACUACAACACUGGGCAGAGGCAGUUUUAUUUUUGAAAUAACUUCAAUACCUACACCAAUAUAUUUCAGUGACAAUCAGCUUGAAUAUUGUUCUUCUUUAUCAAUGUCACAAAAAUUAACAAUAGUUUUGAAAGGAUUCAUGUUCAGCAUUCCACAAAAAAAAAAACAGGAGUACAGCCCUCCUUCACCCGUAGUGUGGUGGUAUAAACUUGUAUUACACCUAAACAGUAGUGCCUGGCAGAUGUGUAUUGUGUACACUCGAGUUGUGUGUAGCCUGUUGUAGCAAGCUAGCUAGCUACUUGGAUGUGGAAACGUCUCAUACAAUCGUCGGGCGCCCACGUUACGAUUGGUGAUAGGUACUAGACGUCAAAUGCGACAGUUAAGAGGAUAGCUAGCUACCUUUCCCGGUUUUGCCAAAUUCAACAAACAAGCGUUCAUUAGCCACUUCCUGUAUCACAUCUGGCCGGUUUUGACCGCAGUCCAGCACAGUUAGCCAGCGUUAGCAAACUAGCUACAGUUUCGGCCACGAUCGUCACAUAAAGGCAAUUUAAAAGAUUGCCCCAACAAUCGCAGCCUCAUCCUGCCAUGAGAUCACCCUAACAAUAAAUAUUGGGGUGAAGAUGGCUGCAGAGCUCUUUCCCACCAAGAAGCUGGGCCCAGCAUCCUCAACCAACACAGCUGUGCAGCAAUACCAGGAGCAGAACCGGAAUAACAACAACACCAUUCACAGCUGCAACUGGCAAGGGCUCUAUCCUACCAUCCGAGAGAGGAAUUCAGUCAUGUUCAACAAUGAGUUGAUGGCAGAUGUUCACUUUGUCGUUGGCCCCCCAGGAGGAACUCAGCAAGUACCUGGGCACAAGUAUGUGCUGGCUGUGGGGAGUUCUGUGUUCCACGCCAUGUUUUAUGGUGAACUGGCAGAGGACAAGGAAGAGAUCCGUAUCCCUGAUGUGGAGCCUCCCUCGUUCCUAGCCAUGCUGAAGUACAUCUACUGCGACGAGAUCGACUUGUGUGCCGACACGGUCCUGGCUACGCUCUACGCCGCCAAGAAGUACAUUGUGCCCCACCUGGCUCGGGCUUGCGUCAACUUCCUGGAGACGAGCCUGAGCGCCAAGAACGCUUGUGUGCUGCUAUCCCAGAGCUGCCUGUUUGAGGAGCCCGACCUAAUGCAGCGCUGCUGGGAGGUGAUCGACGCCCAAGCCGAGCUGGCGCUGCGCUCCGAGGGCUUCACAGACAUCGACUCGGUGACUCUGGAGAGUAUCCUGCGCCGCGAGACGCUCAACGCCAAGGAGAUGGUGGUGUUCGAGGCGGCAUUGAGCUGGGCCGAGGCCGAAUGCCAGCGCCAAGACCUGACGCCCACCAUUGAGAACAAACGGCUGGCGCUGGGCAAGGCCAUCUACCUGAUCCGCAUCCCCACCAUGACGUUGGAUGACUUCGCCAACGGUGCGGCACAGUCGGGUGUGCUGACGCUCAACGAGACCAAUGACAUCUUCCUGUGGUACACGGCCGCCAAGAAGCCUGAGCUGCUGUUCGCCAGCAAGUCGCGCAAGGGCCUGGCGCCACAGCGUUGCCACCGCUUCCAGUCGUGCGCCUACCGGAGCAACCAGUGGCGCUACCGGGGCCGUUGCGACAGCAUCCAGUUCGCCGUGGACAAGCGAGUGUUCAUCGCCGGCUUCGGCCUGUACGGCUCCAGCUGUGGCUCAGCAGAGUACAGCGCCAAGAUUGAACUCAAGAGGCAGGGUGUGCUGCUGGGCCAGAGCCUCAUCAAGUACUUUUCAGAUGGUUCCAGCAGCACAUUCCCAGUGUGGUUUGAAUAUCCUGUGCAGAUCGAGCCCGACACAUUCUACACGGCCAGCGUAGUGCUGGACGGCAACGAGCUCAGCUACUUUGGCCAGGAGGGCAUGACUGAGGUGCAGUGUGGCAAGGUCACCUUCCAGUUCCAGUGCUCUUCAGACAGCACCAACGGGACAGGUGUGCAGGGGGGGCAAAUCCCUGAGCUCAUCUUUUACGCUUGAGGUGUCAAACGUGAGGGAAACGUAACACUCCUUCUUUACGGUCACAGUAAAUGCACCCCUCCGGAUGUUCAGAAAGCAUAAUCUCUUAACUAUGGCUUUAAAAGUGUACCUGGUUUGGAAAAAACAAACAUCCAAUUUAUUGUGAAGGUUAUUUAGUUCAAUAUUCAAUUGCCUUAUGAGUAUGCCGGACCUAGUGUAGGACUCUUGUUGAAAUGACCCCAAAAAAAUCAUAUUUUAAAUGAAGGAUUGGCAUUUGUUCACAUUUAACUGUUUACUCAUUUGUUUUACUGUUUAUGAAGCACAGUUCUCAUUUAACAAGAUUAUUAGUAUGUUGUAGGUAGCUUUUUUGUUUUUACUUCAAUCAUUCCUAUAAUUUUAAGGAAAACACUACAACUUCAAUAUAAGGUAUUUCAACCUGUGCAAAAAUCGACGUUGAUGUAGAGGAUACUUAGGGUAUAAUCAAAUAUUUUUGUAACUUGAUAAAUAGUUUAUACAUUUUUGAUGGUGCAAUUUCUAAGAUUUUCUAUUGCUAAUAUUGUUACCUCUAAGUUUCCCCUUGGGUUUUCUGUGAGAUGAAUAAACUGAGAAUAGACAUCAAACGGAAAUGUAAACCUGUGCUGAGGUUUAAGAUACUUGAGUAUGUUGCUGUCUCAGUGUUAGGCCCUUGUAUGUAUAUAGCUAACUAUUGUUUGCACUACUAUUGGUCCUCUUUUCAAAUGGGACAGCCUUUUUGUAUCUUGCUUCCUUGUAUACACUUUAUUUUUGACCUUGUUUUCUCUGAAAAUCAGUAUGAAGUGUCGCCGUGCUGUGAGUUUGACAGUGUCAAUGGACCUAUGAAUGUGUACUGUUGUUGCAUAGCAAAAAUAAAAUGAACCAGUUCUGUAAAA
This is a messenger RNA of Salvelinus sp. IW2-2015, 3018 nucleotides long. Its product is annotated as BTB/POZ domain-containing protein 3. The record is from RefSeq and is a predicted model, not a curated record. Gene Ontology annotation, cellular component: cytosol. Gene Ontology annotation, biological process: cerebral cortex development; neurogenesis; dendrite morphogenesis. Lineage: Eukaryota; Metazoa; Chordata; Actinopteri; Salmoniformes; Salmonidae. Gene Ontology annotation, molecular function: protein binding.